Molecule: messenger RNA, 654 nt
Organism: Klebsormidium nitens
Lineage: Eukaryota; Viridiplantae; Streptophyta; Klebsormidiophyceae; Klebsormidiales; Klebsormidiaceae
Source: the annotation of a GenBank genome assembly
AUGCAGCAACCGAAGGGAUACGAGCAAGGCGGGCCCAACGUGGUUUGCCACCUCAAGCGCACUUUGUACGGGUUGCGCCAGGCGCCGCGUGCAUGGCACAUGCGCCUGAAGGAGGAGCUCGGGAACUUUGAGUUUGUGGCGUCAAUGGCGGACGCGGCGCUCUUCACGGGAAUAGUAGCCGGGGAGCGGGUCUACAUAGUGGUGUGGGUGGACGACAUCCUAGUGGCGGCCCGGGGAGCGGAGCGCAUUGCCAAAGUGAAGGCGCAUUUGGGGGAGAAGUUCGACGUGCGCGACCUGGGGGAGGCGAAAUACUUCCUCGGCAUGGAGCUGGCGCGCGAUAGGGAGGCGCGCACCCGGAAGCUAACACAGAAGAAGCUGACGGGAGAGGUUGUCGGACGUCGGCCGGACAUUGCACAGGCAGUGGGCGCGCUUGUGCGCUUAAUGGCGGGGCCGACGGAGGAGCACUGGCGGGCGGCGCUUGGAGUUGUGCGCUACCUAGCGGGUACGGCAGAGGACGGGGUAAAGUUUGGGGGAAGCGGAGAGACUCUCAUCGCUUAUUGCGACGCAGAUUACGCGGGUGACGUGGACACAAAGCGGUCCACAACGGGGUACGUCUUCCUGAUGUAUGGGGGGGCGGUGAGCUGGUCGAGGUAG